AUGUUGACUUGCAUGAAAUCAUCACAGUUGUUUCCCUUGGAAAACUUUGUCAAUCCCCUUGAAGAUGCAGGAUCACGACUUUGUGGGGUUCCCUCUUUUAACUUUAACGGAUGUAUACACGACGGUGACGAAUAUCAAUUUAAAAGCGACAGUUACGUGGUUCCCGCGCUCCCUAUGCCUAUCGCGGUCGUCUGCUGCAUCUUGAACUUCCUGGUUCCCGGAUUUGGUUCGAUAUGCGCAAGCGUGUGCGUGUUUUGCUGCGCGCGCACAGACGACAUGACUGGGCGGGAGAAGCUGGGCUCGUGCUGCACUGUGUUCGGCAUCGGUCUGCUGCAGCUACUACUGGUCGCCUGCUUUUUAAUUGGCUGGAUCUGGAGCUGCAUCUGGGGCGUCACCUUCAUCGGCAUGUCAGCCAACUACUACCACGAAGACGACGCCGACGACGAUGAUCCCGAGUACGCGAGCACCAACAACCCCGUGUACCGACGGGCUGCCGUGUCCCGCCUCCCCACCCCCCAGGUCGUGGUCGAUCAGCCCUACCCUGGAGUCAGUUACGCAGAAGCGCAACGUCAAUAUCGGCGUAGACUAGAUGCACAGCGGAGGUCAACGUCACGUAUCAGGUUAACGUCAUCAAACCUUAUAUACCCCAUGCGCGCUCCGUCAAAUAUAGCGUAUAAUUCCCCACCACCGCCUUACCAAGCGUCUGCUACGAUACACGAGCGCGCGCCGGAUCACCAUAACAACGCAAGCAACGGAGGAAGUCGUCACCAUGGCAACGGCCGUGACCCGCACAGACACCGGCAGUCACAUGUAGACAACAUCCAAGAAGAACGGCACCGAUGACGGAUUUCUUUGCAUAAACAUUCGGUCUUUCCAGUAUCGUCGUCUUUCACGGUUGCCGCAUCACAAUCUCCGUGUGCUUUAAAAAGAGGCACCGCCCUUUAUUUCAAAGUAGAGCUGUGACGCUAUUAAGCGCACCGUGGUGCCGAUUGCUAAGAAGAGACCGCACUACUUUGUGGCACUCUGGACCAAUGAUUCCGGAGAUAAACAAUGUAUCACGAGUGUGCUUUGUGGCUGCCGGAAGCACGUGCCAAAGUGCUUCAUCACAUUAUACUCGGACAGGUAGCUGGUGUUCUUCUCAAUGACUAACAUGCCUGUGGUAUGUUUUACGUUUUUAAGAAGAAAUCAAAUAUAAACAUAUAUAUGUAGAAUAUUUUAGAUGUGAUGUAUUGACAUUACACACAUCAUACGGAAGUUUAAUUUACGAUACAAACUUUGAGAAAGUAUACUUGUAACAGCCAGACACAGACCUCUAUAAUUAUGAAAGUUUAAUUCUUCUAUUCAUUGCCAUUCACUCUUCCGUAUGUUAUUUAUUUUCGGAACAUAUUGAUAUUAAAUGUCCAUAUGUUAUGACCUCAAAUUCAGUCGUAACUUGAAUUUGUCGUAAAAUCCUUUUAAAACCGGGCGCUGUUUUUCAGAGUUUCAAUACAUAAGGCUGUAAAUGCUUCUGUUAUUAACACAACUGAUCUUAAUUAAUAUUGACAUACAUGUAAUUAUAUGUGUUAUAUGUCAUGCUCAACUAACCUUCCAAGUAAUUAUAGAACAUUAUAGUUAUAAGAAUAUUUUGUUGGACUUAAUUCUAAGAACCGGUUAGUGAAUACGGGCCCUGUUUAAGAUGUUGUGCCCUGUUUAAGAUUUUCGUUACCUCUCCGAAAUCCAAUAACCUUUUAUUACGAUAAACAGAUAAACCCCUUUUUACAAUAACUUUUACAAUAAAUAAUUUUAUAUUGAAUUACCUUCAUAU
Molecule: messenger RNA, 1804 nt
Organism: Dreissena polymorpha
Lineage: Eukaryota; Metazoa; Mollusca; Bivalvia; Myida; Dreissenidae
Exons: 7
Coding region: 1-843 (280 amino acids)
Source: RefSeq, a predicted model, not a curated record